AUGAUCGACGCCGAAAACCUCCGUACAGCGUCGCUGUACAUCAACCACCAGCUUCUCUCACGAGGAUUGCUGCGUGAUGGCGACACAAUCGACUUUGCAGGCGCAGGAAAAUGUGCCGAGGAUGGUGCAGCCCUUUCGGGGCGCAUUAUUAGCAUUUUGAAUGAUUUGAUCAUUCGACGCGACCGCGAUGCCGAACACCGAGAAUCUCUUUCCACUGCCAUGCGCGCCUUGCGUGCCGAAAACUUGAAGCUCACAAGUGAUACCGCUCGUUUGACCGAAAAGCACGCAGAGGCACAACGCAAGGCCGACAUUGCAACAGCAACAGAGACGAUGCUGAAGACGCAGCUCAAGUCGGCAGAGGCCAACGCCAGGGCACUGAAAGAAGACGUGGCGCGAAUGAAGUCACUCGUCGCUCAGACUCGUGCCUCGUGUGCCACAGAAAUUCGGAGGCGCGACCGACAGAUAGACACCUUGAAGAAACAGUUGGGAGAAGCUGGCCGUUCGCGAGGCUCUAGGGGCAAUCCGGCGGUGACAGUAAUCACAGUGACUGGCGAGACUGGCCAAGAAAGGGACAGGACGACUCUUGAUGGGAGCCUGGUCGGCCGUGACAACGAGCUGCAAAGCGAAACGAAUACAACGCUUUCCAACUUGGCGCAGCACCUGACCGAAGAGAAUGACACAUUACUCUGCGUGAUGCAGCGAGCUAUGGCACAACUACGUGACAUGAGCGGCUGCACAGAGGAGAGCAAGGGAGAUGGCGAGGUUAACAAGCGGCCGAGCUGCGAAGAGAUUGCAGCUGAGCUGGACUCGAUCAUGGGUCAUAUGAGAACGAUAUUGACUAAUCCGUCAUUCGUGCCCAUUGAGGAAGUCAUGGUUAGAGAAGACGAGAUCAGCCGGCUCAAGACUGGAUGGGUCAAGAUGGAAACCCGGUGGAAGGACGCAGUGCAUCUAAUUGACGGAUGGCGAAAGAGAAUGGCUGCUAGUGGCAAAUCUGUCUGUGACGAGGAACUGCAGAUGGGUUUGCGAUUAAGCCCCGUCCGUGUCAACGAUGUCGAGGAAACAAGAGACGCCGUCAUGGGACUAUCCGUUGUCAAGGAAGAGGAGGAGGAGGAAGCAGAGCGUUUCAUGCGCUCCCCUUGCCCAGCCGAUCGCGUUGGCAAUCGCCCAAUAUUCGAAGCUCCUGGCGAAGGAUACGACAGGGUAGAGGAGGGCUAUGAAAGCGAAAUGACGGAUUAUGAAGACGACGCCCCGGCUGAUGAGCGUGUCGCAACUACAGCCAAUAACGGCAUGUCAAAUGGCUUUGAGCCGGAGCCAGAUGGCCAGCGCUUGGAUGAGUCGUCGGAAUCCAUACCUUUGCCUGAGCCUCCACAGCUAAGUCCUCUUCGCAAUUCAAGUUCGGCUGGGAAUCGCGGUUUUCGGAAUAGCGAGGAGAUGCAGUCACUUCCCAGCGAACCGAGUGGAGUUGGGGACGAGACGGGCCAGAAUAGAAUGUCGCAGGCAAAGUCAAUGAGGUCGUUGCCAGUCCGGCCCAGGUCACUCGCACGACAGUCCAUGCUGCCUAGCAAGAUCCAAAGAUUGGUAGAGCGUCCUCGAUCUCCUUCAAGAACGUCAUUGGACGAUGCGCUACUUCCAAAACGGGAUGCUGAGACUGUGCAGCGGGACGAAAUUGAGAUUCCUGGGGAGCUUUCCUCGGCCAAAGAAGAGCCCAGGGAAACAGGCAUAUGCCCGACAACUUCGGCACAGCGACGAGUCGAAAGCCGCGUUGCAUCUCAACCAAUCCUACCGCGUACUGAUGAGCCUGGGCCACAGCAGAGUCCUCUAACAAUAUCGAACAUCGCCGCGAAGCUGGCAGCGUCUGAGAAGGAGGCAGAUGCUGCUCGUGUACGGGCCAAAUUGCGCGCGGCGCGGAACUCGACAAGAGGCGUGUCAAGGCCGACUAUUGCAAAAUCAACCAAGAGCGAUGUAGCAGUGGCUGAUGUGCAAAUGCAAGCGAGCACUGAACGCGAAGUGGCAAUGGAUGGCGACCCUGUGAAGCAGCCUCGGGCACCGUCAGGAGAGACUGACAAGCCGGAGAAGAGGAAACGAGAUCGCAAGGUCGGCAAGGCGGCGUCAAGGAGACGAAGUACACUUAGUCCACGGGAAUUGGAAACACUUAUUUCGGGCACUGCGGAAUGA
Messenger RNA from Metarhizium brunneum ARSEF 3297, 2175 nucleotides. RefSeq lists its product as uncharacterized. The record is from RefSeq and is a predicted model, not a curated record. Lineage: Eukaryota; Fungi; Ascomycota; Sordariomycetes; Hypocreales; Clavicipitaceae.